AUGGCGGCCAUGCCUGACAUGUCGGUACGUCGCUUCACAUACCCUCCUGCCACAGCACCCUGCCUCCUGCCACAGCACCCAGCCUCCUGCCACAGCACCCCACCCUGCCUCCUGCCACAACACCCUGCCUCCUGCCACAACACCCUGCCUCCGGCCACAAAACCCUGCCUCCUGCCACAGCACCCUGCCUCCUUCCACAGCACCCAGCCUCCUGCCACAGCACCCUGCCUCCUGCCACAGCACCCAGCUCCCUGCCACAGCACCCAGCUCCCUGCCACAGCACCCAGCUCCCUGCCACAGCACCCAGCCUCCUGCCACAGCACCCAGCCUCCUGCCACAGCACCCAGCCUCAGAGCCUAG
Hyalella azteca is the source of this 360-nucleotide messenger RNA. RefSeq names its product mucin-1-like. The transcript has 2 exons. Lineage: Eukaryota; Metazoa; Arthropoda; Malacostraca; Amphipoda; Hyalellidae. The record is from RefSeq and is a predicted model, not a curated record. Bases 1 to 360 code for a protein of 119 amino acids.